Molecule: messenger RNA, 645 nt
Organism: Medioppia subpectinata
Lineage: Eukaryota; Metazoa; Arthropoda; Arachnida; Sarcoptiformes; Oppiidae
Source: the annotation of a GenBank genome assembly
GUUUAUUACAAGAAUUAUAUGACAGGUAUUGAACUACUUAAAGGACUCGACACUAAAUUUCAUAACAAUUACGUGAAUAUAAUGACUAAACCACUGCUUAUUGUGGAACAAAUGCUCAUGAAUUUGGAGUGCGAGGCCUUAGAGGAAGCGACGAAGAUAUUGAAUUUUGACCAUUUGCUAGAAGUUUACGCACAAAAGGCCGUUGAGAUACAAAUAUAUGACUUGCCGUCGACCUGUGGUUCCGUCGUAUCGGACGCCACAUUGAUUUCGUCAACAUUUUUAGAUAAUAAAAGUACUCCCAAAGUGUUUCUUAUGCCCGAAUCGGUUCCAACCAAAGAGCAAUGGAUACCCGACUCUAAUUUAAAUCGACGACAUCACUGCCGGCGCUGUGGACGAGUGGUUUGUGGCAAUUGUUCCCAAAAUAGUUUAAUGAUCUCUGAGAUCAAAAGCAAUUCAAUGGUCAGAAGCCGAAGGGAUAGUAUUAGUAGCGAUGUCUCGAGUCUUAACAAACGAGAGAUUUGGGUCUUGUCUUCGGAUGAUUUACACAAUGACUCGAUUCGUAUGGAAUUCUAUUACGACUCUUCGCCGAGCGUUACGUUAUGUCUGGCGUUACUUAAACUGCACUCCGAUAAGAGCCGGUGCUGU